UCCAAAGUUUCUCUGGUGUAGGAGUGACCGCGAAGAGUAUGUUUCAUUUGUUGAUCUUUGUAAUCUUUAUCGGAGUUUUUGGAGUUUUAAUCUUCGAUUUCCUUUCAAGAAAGAAGACGGAGAUCAAUGGAGCUCAUGUGCUGGUAAGGUUUCCCGUUUUUUUUUUCUGGUGGCAAAUUUCGCGCUUCACGUGACAACAGCUAGCCUGCAAUUCUGUUGCUAUUUCUUUAGAUUACUGGCGGAUCAAGUGGUAUUGGAAAAGCGGUGGCCAUUAAGAUGGCUCAGUGUGGAGCUAACGUGACUAUCUUGGCGAGGAAUAUGGUUAGAAUUGCCUGAAUGAUCGUGAUAUAGAGCGGUAACAGUUUAUAAGGUACACCGUAGCCACACUGCGGUGAGGGUUGUAUAAAGAGUAAUCUGCGGGGGUGGGGGUAGGGAAAAAAGCCAAAAUAGCUGACUAAAGAAAGCAUAGCCUGUAACUAAGGUAGUGGGGAAAGCGGAUCGAGGAAAGGUUGCACAGAAACCGCAUGGCAGCUGGGGAGAGAAAACAGAGUAUUGCAGCCAGUAAGCAUUGUUUUCAAUCAACCCAAAUAAAGGUAUAUUGUGCUUAUGGUGCACCCUUUCAGGGGCACCCAACAAGAAUAUAGUUCAAAACCACUUAAACAUAGCAUGGUUAAACGUAUUUUAGUAUUUAAAUGGUAGAUAUACGCAUAUUUUUAUUCCCCCUAUUUUUGUCUGUUCAGAUUUCCUAGCUGAAACUCUAGGGAUCCGAAAAUUAUAGGGAUCAAAACUUACCUUUUCAAAAAAUUCAGCCAGAAAAAGGCUCUCAAAAAUUCUAGGUGACCUUUUUCGGGUAAAAAUCCGCUAAAAAUGGGCAGUUAUAGCAUUCUUUAGAUGUUCGAAAAUCCUAGGAGAGGCAGGCAAACAAGCAAUUUUACAGCAAAAUAAUGUUCUGAAAAUUCUAGAUCUCAAAUCGUCUUCCAAACAGAUAUUUUUCGAAAAUUGACGUUUGGUGCCUCUGACCCUAUUAUUAGUCAUUUGUAGCAGUCAGGGUUCGCACACACCUUGAAAGUCCUCGAAAGUCCUUGAAAGUCCUUGAAAAAUAAUUGCAGUUGGUGCUGAAAAGUCCUUGAAUUGCAGUACUAACUUUAUUCAACCCUUCAGAUUCUCAAGUGGCAAAAAGGAGUAAAUGCAGAAAGACCUUCAAGAUAAAAUUGCUCAUGUUGGGGAAGAACCAAAAAAUACAGACUCAAGGCUCUUUUUUGCACUGAAUGGAGUUCUUGAAAAAUGGGAAAUCUGUCCUUGAAAGUCCUUGAAAAGUCCUUCAACUUUUUCUUCAAAAAAAGGGUAUAUGAACCCUGAAAAGUUUACUUCUUCUCUUACCUUCAUCAUUUGGUUUUCAUGUGCGCAAAGUCUAACAAACACGCAGAGCAUGUGAAACCCUCGUACACUACCGUUUUGAUGCUCUGAUUUUUGACAUUUUGAUACGAGAAAUGGUUUUUGAGGAAGUGGACCAGGUACUGAGUGGAUUGACGCAUUUAAAAAGAUACUCUCCCCUCUCUGUUCCUGCCCUUUUUUGCUUGUUUGCUAUUUCACUGCUUCCUUGUUUUUUUUGCUCGUUUGCACUGACCAAGAGCCUGGUACCAGUUAGUACAAGCACUGAUCGAUGAGGAAAAAAAAAAAUCACUCUUACAUUUGCACUGAAGAUUUUUAUGGCCAUAUAGAAAGUCUACAAAGGAACAGAAAUCUAUUUUGUUGUAGAAGUUUUAAGCAAACAUAGAAGAUAGAUCAGCAAUUAUUGGAUGAGGCUGAUUCUGAUCUGAGGAAUUUAAAUGCAAAUGGAGGAAUAACACCCUUCAAGAACAAGUAAUUCUGACCUUAAAAACAUGUUUACCAGUGCCGUAGCAAGGGGAGGGACGAGGAGAUCCUGGGCUCCCCCCAAAAUUUUGACAGGUACCUUUAAUUUGAUCAGCAGCCACACUCUUCUUCAAGCUUCUCUUCAGUUCAAUGUGUUCAUUUCAGUUCAAUAAAGCAAGAAAAUUAUUUAUUUAUGGCUUCAACAAAGAAAAAUCAAGCGGGUAUUAAACAAAGUACACUUCUUAAAUGCAUGAGACUGAUUUUAGUUUGUUAAAAAUUGCUGGAAAUUAAUGACUUGGAAGGCUGAAAAUGCUAUUUCAGAGACCCUAUAUUUCAUGAACUUCCAGGGGACCAUGCCCCUGGACCCCCCCCCCCCCAGCAGCCCACACCUUUGGUGCUUGUGAUUGUGCCCCCCCCCCAAUAAAUCUAACCUUGCUACGGCACUGUUUACCUUAAUUGAAUUUACAUUACCAUGUUCGUUUGCCCAUUCCUCGGCAAAUUCAGGAAUUUCUAAUCCCCUCCGUAUGGGAGGGAUAAGAAAUUAAAUGUCUUUACUCUGUUUUAGGAUAGACUAGAAGAGACAUUGAAAGAAGUAAGAAAGCAUUUGGCUCCAGAGAGAAAGGUUUGCAACUACUUGUAAAUCACCUCCAGUUUGUCUGUUGGUCUUUGUGUAUGGGUGUUGUUCUGUUGUGGCACAAAAACUAGGGCUGCAAUGCCAGAUACACCAAUGCAUUGGUGAACUGCAAUAUUUCUCCUUAAGAUACAAAUAUAGAUAUUUGAACAAGGUUGUGAUACAUGUAUUAUGACACAAUAAAAUAAUUCUCAUACCUUACUAUAGUCAACUAAAUUGAAGGGAAAUAAAAUUUAAAGAAAGAAUGAAAUUAAAUGACACCAUAUAAUUAUAUAUUGAAGGUAAAAUCUUUUCUUAGGAUAAGAAUUUCCUUUGUCUCAUUUGAGCCAUGAAUAAAUGGCAGUAGGAAAUAAAGGAAAUUCUUAACUUAAUUAUUUUGUGCACUUGAACCUAGACUUACAACAUACACUACUGCUGUAAGUCUUAGUAGCCUUUAUUGUUGUUCUCCUCCAGGUUCUGGCAUUUUCUGUAGACCUCACUGUAGAUGCACAAGAUGUGGAAAACACAAUAGAUCAGGUUUGUUAUAAAAAUUGUGGAUCUUUUUCUUUUUUUGAAGUGUUUUUGAAUAAGAUUGAUUUUACUUUAUAAUCAUAUAGAUUGUUCACUAUUGUACAGUAUUUAUACACUCUAUUGCUCACGAAAGGUUUGAAAUAACUGAAAUGGUUACUCAACUAUCGCGAUGGAAUUUGAGGGAACACACGACAUCUCAAGGCUUUAAACCUGAACAACCAGUGUAGAAGAGGCAAACAUUUUUUAAUAGAUAAUAAGAAAAUGUGGGAGAGCGUAAGUUAUUCUUUUGUGCAAAUGUCGAUGUCACUGUAGCUGAAGAAAGACCAGCCCUAGACACAACUAACAAAAACACUACUGCUUGACAUAUCACUGCCAAAAACAAAUUUAUUGUCAUUAAAUUGACAAAUUGGUGCAGUUUUUGCAGGUACCAAUUUUUUUCCUUCUGAUCACCAAUAGUUACAAAAAUGGUGGCUGAUUGGAGUGCUGUGCUGUAAUUUGAGAUAAUGUCUCAUAGGUUACUGUAAAUCCUCUAGUAAAGCCCCCCUCUCCCCUCUAAAAUAAGCCACCCUCUCUAAUACACCCUCCCUUUUCACUCCCUUUUCAGGGGAAGGAAAUAAUCACACAUUUAUUACAACUCAAACAAGGCCGCUCCACGUGAAGCCGACUACUUGGCAUAAUGUACACGUGACACGUACCACAUGAUCUAUAUUGUGACAUCCCCCUCUUUACAACAAUGCCAAGGGUAAUAGAAAUCUUCAAUAAGCUGCUGCUAAAUCAGAGUUGUAUGAAAACUGUAACAUGCCUUGGUUAUUAGACUUAACUGUAACAAAGAACAAUAGCGUUUAAAUGCUGAGUUCCAUCUGACUUAACUCUGUAAUGGAGAAUAAUAGCGCUUUUUAAAUGUCCAGUUUGACCUAACUUAAAACUGUAAUGCAAAACAAUAGCACUUGUCUAAAUGUUUAGCUUAUCUGGUGGUUUCACUGUCUGCCCAAAUCUGGUCCUGCACCUGCCACUUGUCUCUGGGGGCACCUCGAUCUUUGCAGGAGGUCUAAGCUCUGGACUGUUUCCUGGUGGUUGACCAACUGUACUUGUGGGUGGCUCCAUUUCCCUGAAUGGUGAUGUUGGUCUCGUGACUGCUCUGGGUACUUGAACCGGUGCAGGACUCUGUGCACAGGAACUUGUUGUGUCUGGCCUGAGGUGUGAUCUUGUUCGUCGGUAUACACCUUCUGUGGUGUUAUUUUUGCCGUUGUACGAUUGAGGUUCUCUUGCUUCUCUCAGGAUGGUUCCUGGUUCCCAGGUCUUAAUAUGAUGGUCAAGUAUCCGUACUAGCUGGCCUGGGUGGAGUGGUUUGAGUGUUAGGCCUGCUUUUCGCUUUUUGGUUAUAAAAGUGACGAUAGUGGUCCUGCUGCCUCUUCAACUGCUCCUUAACUUGCCCCGAAUCUGCUGUAAGGCUUUCACGGUUGGACAUUGGUAACAGUAUUCUGAACUUUCUAUUGGUUAGUAGCUCUGCCAGUGACUUCAGGUGGUGGUCAAUAGGUGUGGCUCUGUAUGAUAACAGUGCUGGGUAGGGAUCUCCUCCUUCUUCAUCACACUUAGUCAGUAUGUUCUUUUACUGUCUCUGCUAUGCAUUCAAAGGACCUGUUUGCUUGUGGAUAAUGGGUGGAACUGGUAAAGUGCUCAAUAUCAUAGGAUUCUGUGAAAUCUUUGAAUUCCUUGGAGCUGUACUGUGGUCCGUUGUCGAUGACCAGUUGGGCUGGGAUACCAUGUUCUGCAAAGAUGCUCUUAAGAUGAGUCACUAUUGCCUGUGAGGACAUGCUAGUGAGCUUUGUGAUUACAGGAAACUUGCUGUACUGGUCUGAUAAUAGCAGGUAUUCAUGACCUUUGAAUUCAAACAGGUCAGAGGUCAACCUCUGCCAUGGGUAGCUUGGUGGCUCUGGCUGGACAAUUGGCUGUUUCUGCUGUUAGCGUUGAUGUCUCUGGCAGGGUUCACAUUCCUUGACUAGGUCGAUAACAUCUUUAGUUAGACUGGGCCAGAAGAUGGAUGUGCUAGCUCUUAGCAGGCAUUUUUCUCGGCCUAAGUAUCCUUGAUGGAUAAUACUCAACAUCUCCCUACACAGACUUGAUGGUACAACAAUUCAGUCUGCCUUCAGUAUAAGGCCAUCUUUGAUAGUAAGCUUUUCGCGGAAGCUCCAGUAGUCAUAGAGUGACUCUGGGCAUUUCUCUCUUUCGUCUGCUCAUCCUCUGAAAAUUUUUUCUCUCAAUCCGUUUAGGGUGGGGUCACUGGUAGUCUCCUCCCAGAUGUGUUGCAAUCUUGCUUGUGAUGCAGAGAGCUUGUUUGUGACAUAACAGAUGUCAAGCUGUGGUAGCUGGCUAUUGGCUGCUGCAGGUUGAAGUGAAACUCUCGACAGUGCAUCUGCAAUUGGUACGUCAGUGCCUUUGACAUAAGUGACUUUUACGUUAUACUUAAGUGCUCCCAGUACAAAUCUUUGGAGUUUUGCUGGGCAACUGGAUAGUUCCUUUCUGAAGAUUGCCUCCAGUGGCUUGUGGUCUGUUUGGAUAGUGCACUGUUUACCAUAAAUAAAAUAAUGUAAUCUCUCAAGUUCCCAUACUAGACCUAGUGCUUCACGCUUAAUGUUACUGUAAUUUUCGUGAGUACCUUUGAUGCAUAACACACAGGUUGACCAUUCUGUAGGAGGAUGGCACCAUGGCCCUUCAACGAAGCAUCUGCCUGGAUUACUGUUUCUUCUGCUGGGUCAAAGUACCUCAACACACCAAAAGUAGAUACUUUUUCUUUGACUGCAGAGAAUGCAAGUUCAUACUCCGGGCCCAAUAUGUAGGCUACUUCCUUCUUCAUGAAUACUCGAAGGGGUGCAGCAAUGGUGGCCAGGCGAGCUGAGUACCUUGUAAGAUAGUUGACUAGGCCCAAGAAGCUCUGUAGGCUCUUGACAUCUUUUGGGGGUUGCAUGCUUUGUAUGGCUGCUACCUUGCUGCUGUCUGGCCUCACACCUCCAGGUGCAUCCAAAGAAAUGGACCUCCUUACCUUUGAAUUGCAGCUUCUCUUUACUGAAUACUAUACCUUUCUGUCGGGCGCACUCCAUCAGGCUGGCUAAAUUCUUGCCAUAUUCCUGUUCUGUGGAACCAAUGGUGAAGGUGUCAUCUGCUAUGCCUGUGGCACCACUGAGGCCUUCAAGUGCUGAGUCAAGCUGUUUCUGGGAUAUGUCCUGGGAAACAAUGAGGCCGUAAGGUAGCCUGGUGAAUCGGAACCUUCCAAAGGGAGUACCAAAUGUAGUAAGGUACGAGCUGGGUUCAUCCAGUGGGAGGUGCCAAUAUCCUUUCGUAGCAUCUACUAGGGUGAAGAACUUGGCAUCACUCAACUGGGUCACCACCUCAUCAAUUGUCUUGGUGUAAUGCUGUUCUCUCUUGGUCCAUUUAUUUAGAUCAUGUGGGUCUAGGAAGACUCUCAGCUUUGUGAUUUCUCCCUUAUCGUUAGCUGACUCUUACAGGGCGGUACUGUUUGCCCAGUCUGUGGGUGUGUGACCCUGGAAAUGACACCUAACUCUCACAUCUUGUCAAUCUCUUGUUUAUAGAGCUCUCAUACAAUGUAGGUGGACUGGUACUGACCGUGGAGGGUGGACGAUAGGCUCUGCCCUGGGUUGAAGGGUUAUGUGGUAUGGUGUCAUAUGGAAUUCUCCUAAUCUAUUGAAAUGGUCUUGGAAGUCAGUGAGAAGUUUCUCUUUGGUGAGCGGGAUGUAAGAUAUGUCACCUGACUGGUUGCUGGCUGGAGGAUUGGUUGCUUCUUUGCCCUCCAGUUUCUGUGUACGGUUGCAGUUAAAUUUCACAAGUCCUAAGUCACUGCAAGUUUUACACCCCAACAUUGGUGGGCUAAGGACUUUGGUUACUUCGAAGGUGACUGCCCUUACAUGUCCUUUGUGGUGUACCGGUAUAUACAGCUGACAAGAGCCAGGGUUCUCUACAAUGUCUCCUCCAUAAGCGGUGAUUUUGCACUGGGGUGGACCAAGUUGCCUCUGCCUAGGGUCUGUUACUACUUUCUGAAAAACUUGCAUAGAAAUUAAAUUCAUCUCUGCACCUGUGUCAAUUUUGCAUAUGAUUGGGGUGGUGUGCCUGUGGCAUGGUUUGGCAGUUAACUGCAUUUCAAUCAGUACUUUGGUGUGGUCCUGGUGUGACUGGAUGUUGUCAAUUUCACCUGUUCAAUUGUUUGACUGUGAACAGUGCUCUGCAGUUAAUGUUCCUAACAAGAUAUUUACAUAAGGGUCAUAUUCCCCUUGGUUGCUGCUUUUACCAUGGAGUCUAUUUACACCUAAGGGUUUCACUUUGAAGCACAUAUGUUGUUAGUGUCCAACUUUAUGACAGUUAAAGCACUUUGAAUUGAGUGCUUUACAUUUUUGCUGGUUAUCAUGAGGUGCACCACCACAUCUCCUACACCCAGAUUUGGAUUUGUCAGUCUGUUUUAGGUUCUUUCCCUUUGUGACCUCCUCACCCCUUUCCAGGUUUUCUUUUUGGCUGAGUUUUGCCCUUGCUGAAAUCUUUUUUGUCAAGGAGAUUAACUUGAUUGUAAUUUGUCAUCAUGGCAACUAAUUGCAUCUUUCUGUUACUUCCUCUGUGCGCACGAUGGAUGUUUUUGCUAAAAGAUUCUUCAGUUGGUCACAGGCUUACCUACCACCACAAAAGUUCCAUGUGUUGUACUGAUCUAAUCCAUAAUCACCCAUCCAAAAGAGUAAAUAUUUGCGUUUCUGUUCGUCAGUCCUUGGUUUCAGAGGGCCAUUAAAGAGUAAUUUGCACUUUUGCUUGAAGAGUUUCGGCCUUUGUGCCAAAUUGGGACCCGGAGUCCAAUCAAUUUUUGGUAAUUUGAAGCCAAUUAAGUUGCUCAUUUCUCCUUGCUUUAAUCCAGCUUGUCGCUAAGUCAGUAAAAGGUAUCUUGCAGUUUGUUGCUUGCGAGUCUUAGGACCUUCUAGUCACAUGCCGCUUCUGACAACCACGUUUUACUUUCUUUGCACAUUUAUUACAACUUUAACAUGGCCGCUACAUCAGAGGCCCUCUACUUUAACAGUAUAAUUAAAGUACAUGCGACACGUAACACAUGACCUAUACUGUGACAUCCUCCCCCUUAUUAUUAUUGACCAAUAGAUGAUCGACUUUCAGGGCGGUCACCAAGUUGGCUAAUAUAAAAUACAACAAGUAGGUGGGAAAUCAAACAGCUGGGGAUUUCUUUUGGUUCUAUUUUUCUUCUAUUUUCCUACGAAAAUAGGCGGGGGCAAUGUUCAUUGUAGGUGAGGGGAAAUCCCCAGCCCCUGCCUCUUAAUGACAACCCUGGACUUUAUUAGUAAGUCAUGACUUACACUUUUUGUGGACUGAUCCAGGAAGGUUUAUUCACCAGGUGAAAGUUAGGAUUUGUUUUUGAUCCUCAGUUGUAUGACCUCCAACUUUGCGUACUUGAGCUUUUCUACUUUGCAUUCUAGUUCUUUAUGGAGAACUGAUACCUCUGUCUCUGCAAAAUCAAUUAAGCCCCCGUUGUCUCAAGUGAACCCCCUGUCUCUUUUAAGCUCCCCCCACCCCCUCAAAUGUGUUUGAAAUAAAGAAGCCCCUCCCCCCCCCCCAGGGGACUUAUUAGAGAAUUUAAGGUGAGUAAAUCACUCAGCAAAGUGAUAUUUUUCUAGUAAGGGUGGCACACAUUAGCAACCUUUAGCUUGUGCUGUAAUAUAUUAAUUAAAUGUAAGUUAUAAAUAUUAGGAAGUGUUAUGAUGAUCUUUUGUACUGUACGUGGUGGUACCAAACUAGUGUGACAAAAAGAAAACCUAAACCUUGCCCUGGAGCACUCACAACUGGGUAUAUAAUGUCAUCUUGCAAUCACAUCUUCAACAAUAGAGCAUGUAUUAAUCUUGGCUUUCGUGUGCAGGCUUGUGAGAGCCUUGGUCCUGUGGACAUACUUAUAAACUGUGCCGGUUUUGCAGUUUGUGGUUUGUUUGAAGAAACUACAGUUGAUCAGUUCAAGGUAAAUAUUCAUCUAUUCUAUUGUUAUAGUUUUUUCCUUACCCCAGUUACAGAAAAGUGUAACUUAAUGAAGUGACAUUGAAAACAUGAGCCAACUGGCCAGAGUGGUUUUUCAGGUGAUCAUUUAGUUGGUCAGUCAGUUGGUCAGUCAGUCAGUUGAUCUGUCAGUUGGUCAGUCAGUCAGUCAGUUGGUCAGUCAGUCAGUCAGUCGGUCUGUCAGUUGGUCAGUCACUUAGUCAGUCAGUCAGUCAGUCAGUCUAUCAGUCAGCUUGUCAGUCAGUUGGUCAGUCAGUCAAUCAUUCAUUCACCUAGUCAGGCAGUCAUUUCAUGCAGCUAUGUUAACGAUAAGUAAAAAUAUUAUUGAUCUGACUAAUCAGCUGUCAUUUCAAUCACAGGCCAUGAUAAAUACAAAUUACUUGGCAGGGGUGUACACAAGUCACUCUGUAGUCAAAAGAAUGAAAGAGAGAAGGAAAGGACAUAUUGUCUUUGUCUCAUCUAUAGGAGGCCAGGUAUUAUUUUAAUAGAACUAUGUACAUUUUUGUUAUUUUGUCAGCCCUGCAGCUAAACUUUCAUUCAGAUUAAAUCAUCUCAAGGUUUUCAGCCAGUCUAUAUUCUAGCCUUCUCUGCAGGCUUCAUUGUCCUGUUUGAGACAACAAGUAGGACGGGGAGAGAUUGAACUGGUCGCGGUCAGUGUUACUGUUACAAUAGAAAUUGCCUGCGUAGGAGGCUACAUUGUAUCUAUUAAUAUUUGGGAUUGCUACUUUCAUAGUGUUAACUAUUUAGCAAAAUUACCAAGUGUGACUAAGUUAACAUAAAAAGGACAGAUCUGUGUUGAGAGGCCAGAAGUUAAUAAAAUAAUUAUACUUUCAUGUCUUUAACAGUAAUCUGUUUUAUAUGAUCCAACAAACAUCAUUACAAUGUAGUACAUUGAGUAAUGUACAUGAUGUACAUUAUUUUCUUUAUUCUUGCAUCACAAUAUUCCAUUGCACCAUUGUUUACCAGGGACUGCCUGUUCCCAAAGAUGUUGGAAUUUAACAUCUAUUAAUGCCAUUUUUUGUAGUUUGGUAUAUUUGGAUUUAGUGCUUAUGCCGCUUCAAAGUUUGCUGUAAGAGGUUUCGCUGAAACUCUCUUCAUGGAGGUAUUAAACUUUUUUAUAGUUUCCAUAAUGUGCAAUUUCAACAAUCAUGAUCAUCUUUUUGACUAAGUACUGUUUUCAGAAUCCUUCAGAGUCUUGCUUUCUUGUGAAAUUAUGGCUUUAGUUAUUGAAACCUCACUGGGAUUACCAUAUUUAACUAUGAUUUCAAAAGAAAAACAGGUGGAUUCUGGUAGUAGUUGUAAAAUGAUGCCAUUGUGCGAAUGGCCCAAUAUUGUUACACUGUUUGAAUCAACGUGGAUUGUUUUGUUCUUUUGGCCCUCUAUGAUGGUGAAAUUUUCAGGCAAGUUGGGUUUUUUGGUAUACCUUGAUGCAGGUGAUGAGCGGAUAAGAGUCUGAAUACUCUUGUAAAAGGAAAAGGAAAACAAUUUAACAUUUAUUAGAAUAAGCAGUUUCAUUGAUUAACAUGUAUAUUAUCUCACCAUUGCCGUUUAGGGGAUUUUGGGGAUUUUGUCUGGCUACCAUAAAAUGUCGCUAAGCAGCUUUUUUUUGAUGAAACAGAAUUAGUAUGAAUUACAUGCUUGUCCCAUGUUUAUGGAGCUACUAGCCUUUCUCUAUGCACGCUUUAAACUGCAGUUCAGAACAGAGAGACAGUAUUUGCAGUAUUUUUGAGCAGGAGGCAGGGCAACAGGGGUGCAUUGGUUGGGUAUAACACUGGCUUGUAGCAGAAUUUCAACUCAAUCAAGUCCACCUCUGUGUGCAUGUUUUUUGGUACAGUAGUGAUUGAUUAGAUGCUAUCAUUCUUUGACCAAAGGGUUAUUGAAAGCAUUUUAAUGUUCCUCUGUCAAUUUCAGGUGAAACCAUAUAACAUUGGGGUCUCUGUGGUCUUUCCUCCAGACACAGACACACCAGGAUUUGAAAAUGAGAACAAAGGCAAGGUGAGAAGAAAAUUAAUUUCAUUUCAUUAUCUGAAUGUCGAUUGAGGGCAGCCCUUUUUGUGCAUAUUAUGUGAGCUAACCCUCUAAAUAAGCCUGAAUAGAAAAGAGAAGUGUGAUGUCGUGUUACUAUGGUAGUAGCCUGCGUAGCAAGCGUUUCCAAUCGAGUUAUUGCGCGAAAGUUAGAGCUUUCCCCUCCCCCUUCCCCGUCAUUCAUUUUUUUUUUCGCUCUUGUCCCAGCUUUCUAGACGAACCUCGCAAGGAAGCGCUUGCUACGCAGGCUACUAUGGUAGCAACAUUUCUGGAUCACAACAGUGGGGAGAAAGACGGCGACGACAACGAGAACGGCAAAAAAGCAAUCGGUUUAUAUUAGGGAGCUUAAGCAGCAACGUUUUUGAGCGACGCACGUCAACCGGAAGUGAGGUAUUUUCCCUCUUAACAUGCCUUGAUGAUAUAAAAUUUGUAUUCCUUAGCUUCUUUACUGUUGUAGAGGCGAUUUGACUGAAAAUUUGCGCGAAACCACCGUCAAAAAAAUGAAAAAAGGCCACUUCCGGUUGACGUGCGUGGCUCAAAAACGUUGUUGCUUAAGCUCCCUAUUAACAAAACAACAACUUUGCCCAUGCAUCACACUUUUUUUUAUAUUUCUUAGCCAUCAUUGCAAGUCUGCGACAUGAAACUUCCUAAUUUGACGCGCCCGCUUUAUGGAGUUGGUGAUCCUUUGGAUUCAACCCCAGACAAUUUUACCAAGAUUUUACGAAUUGAAUGAAAUUGAGUAAGAUCGUUGAAGUUUGAAACUGUGCGAAUUCAGUUUUUAAGUGACGUUUUUGGUUUGUUGUUAUCCAGAAAUUUCGCUACCGUGGUAACGUGACGUAACGACUUCUCUAUAUUGAUUUUCCAAAAAAAAAGUAGUCAAGCAUAUCAGAGGAUUUGCAUUUAACCGUUACACUGCGCAUCGUUGAUUUCCUAGUUAAUUCUAGAACUGUAUCUUGUGUUUAUGAAACCACUUCAUUCCCUUUACAAAACCGGCAGCCUUGAUAUAUUUCAUUAAUCAUCUCAUUAUGAUUGGUUAUCACCCUUUCAGUUAAGUUCUAGUUAAACACGGUUAACUACAAAAACGUUUUUGCCUGUAAUGUCUAAAUACAUGCAAACAGUAUCACCUGCAUGCUUAAUUAAGUUACUAUGCAUGCACCAAUUGCACCAUGACAUUUGUCCAAUUAAUUGUGUUUAAACUCAUCGAUGCAGCUAGCCUGAGAAAACAGCCCACAUUUCGCGACACCACCGGUGGUUUGCCCGCGAAAUGACGUCUGAGAAAACAGCGCAGAAAUUCCAUACUGAUGACGCGCACUAGCCAGAUCUGAGAUAAGCUUCUAAUUGGUUGCAAAUUUGCUUCAUCUAAUCGGAAGCAGUACUCAGAUUUCAGUACAUAAUGGAAUUUCUGCGCUCGUUUCUCAGACAUCAUUUCGCGGUGAAACCACCGGUAGCGUCGUGAAAUGUCGACUGUUUUCUCACGCUACAAUCCAGCAAGUGUCUUGAAACUGUGUAAAAUAUUAUGCAAUAUUUUACAAAGAAAAUACAUCUUUUUUUUUUUGCCGGUCACAGUCCCUGCUUCCUCUUUUACCUAUUUUCUGUACGGCGUCUUUCCGGGCCUUCUCGGUCAACGCAUUUUGGCGACGUGGACGUGACAAACUGCGGGGAAACAAACUCGCUCAAUCCACGUGACCCAAAACGCAUACUUGUAGGCCGCAUGGAAUGAAGAGGCCUACUAGGCAACUUCCUCUUAUUACGCUUGACUACUAUACUUUUUUUCUUAUCCUUCUUUAGCCAGAAGAAACUCAUUUAAUCAGUAGUUCAGGUGGGCUGUUUACCCCCGAUCAAGUAGCAGCCAUCAUGGUGGCAGGAAUCAAGGUAUUUUCAAUCAUAUCCAUGAUUUUUUAAGCGCUAAACAGUGUAGCGAAAAUGCGAUUGACUGGUAAAUAGGCUUUGUUUGUUUAACAUUUCAGAACAGGAAAUUCUUGAUAUCUUGUGGCUUUGAUGGAUUUGCCGUGAAGACUUUAACGUGCGGCUUAGCGCCGGCCUCUUCAUUGUUUGAACUUCUUGUUCAAGUAUGUUAUCCUUUGCAAAUAUAUAUAUACUUCCCCGUAAUACAGAUCAAGUUUACUUGUAUUAAAGUUAAGGUUAUAUAAUAAAAGUACCCUUCCCCAUUCUCAACAAUAGAGAGCUUAAGCAACAAUAUCGGCGACGGCAACGAAAACAAACGCAGCAAAUAGUAAAACAGCUACUUUGCACGUGCCACGCUUCUGUGUACAUUUCUUUGCCGUCGUUGCACGGGUGCGACGUGAAACUUGCUAGUUUCACGUUUCACGGAGAACAUGAACGAAGACAACGAUGUUCUUUCUUCUUCUUGUCUUAAGAUCAGUUUUUCCGCGUCCAAAACGGUUUUCCUUCUCUACUAUGAAUUCGGCAAAUGAGUUGGCAUCCAUUUGUUUCUAUCCCGUAAGCAUUUUCUGGUUCGUCAGUUUCCGAUUUUUUGUCAAGUUACAAACGAAAAAUUAAACCCAGUAAUAUGUGACGAUCCACUGUCAAGAUCGACGCGGCGAAGCUUCGCUGUGUUACAGAACUCGCGCCGAAAAGCACCUUUCUCGUGUGUGAACAAAAGCCCUGUUCGCGGGUGUUCGGCCUGGUUUUCAUAAAAAAAAAUAAGAGUUAUCCGUUUAAAGGGUUAUAGCAUGAACAUAGCAAAAUCAAACUUAAAAAUGUACACAGAACCAGGGUUUCUUUUUAAACUAGCCCCUUUGUUAGCCUGAGAAAGCAGCCGACAUUUGGCAACGCCAUCACAGGUCCCCGCGAAAUGACGUCUGAGCAACGACUGCAGCAAUUCCGUACUGCAUGGUGACGUUCACUAUCCAGACCUGUGUGAUGCUGCUGAUUGGUCGCAUUGCGAGAGAAAUUUGUUUUAACCAAUCAGAAGCACUACCCAGAUCUGGGUAGUGACGCGUCAUCAUUCGUGGGGAAACCAGUGCUGGCCUCGCGAAAUGUCAGCCGGUUAUGGCUACCUCUUGGUCUUCAUGAAAUUUCAUAGACUGGAAACGUAAACCUUAAACAGAAAAAAAGCACCUUAUUUGAGUGUCAAUUUAUUUGGCACGGAACUACUAAUUGGGGACUCUAUUUUUACGUCUCUAACUGAAUUCGGGGCCGCCAUUUUACGUAGUCAUCCGAGCCACGCGAAGGUCUAGCCGCUUGCGGGACAAAGGAAGCAUCUUCAUUUCUCACUUAUUUUAAGGGACUGUGCAUUAAUUACCUGGAGGAGGGGGGGGGGGGGGUUGGAAAAUUAUUUGGGGAUAGGAGAAAAUGACAAUAAGGGAGGGGGGUGCUGGAUGUGAAAUUUAAUACAUACGGGGGGGGGGCAUUACUUUUUCAUUACUUUUUGGAAACUGGAAAAGUAGUGGAAGAGUUAUUAGAGUUCAAAUAUAAAUACUAGCAUUGGAAUAAAACUGACAAAUUGCAGUAGAAAAGGAAUGCCACUGUUAUAUAUGUUAAAACAGUGCUACUUUAUUUAGAGUCAUUUGAAGUGAUGUUUGUGCUGGAGGAAGAAAUCCAACAAGUAAACUACGUAUGAGGGAAUCGAUGGAAGGAGACUUUUUUCAAGGGGGGGAGGUUAGCCUUAAUAUUAUCAUUAGGUGAGGGGGGUGGGGGUUGAAACUAAUUUUUGCUUAAUGAGAGAGGGUAUGACUUAGAUUUGGGGCAUAUUUCACCCAUUUUCCAACCCCACCCCCUCCAGGUAAUUAUCGCACAGUCCCUAAGACCCUGAGUAUUGGUCCGACCCCGGGAAUUGAACCCGCGACGUCCCGCUCUGCUGUCAAGCGUUCUACUGACUAAGCUAACCCUGCUGCGUAGACUGCAUGAUAUAUAACGUUUUUUGUUUUGUUCUGUAUAGGUUGCUUUGAUGGGGCCUUUAAGACUCGUUUUAGCCUUCUACCUUUAUCAUUAUGAUCGCAUUGUACUUAAUGGAAUGCGGAAGAGAGAAGCAAGCAAGAAAAAAAAUUAAUUGAAAACUGUUUUCAUGGUGUUCAUUCAGGUGUCUAGCAAUUUUUGUGGAACAAUGGUAUUGUUAUUUGUUGAUACUGUCGCCAAAUAGUUAUUUAAUUUUUUCUCUUGGUUUUGAAAUAAAGUUGUAUGAAUUGUUACUAAC
Molecule: messenger RNA, 15221 nt
Organism: Porites lobata
Lineage: Eukaryota; Metazoa; Cnidaria; Anthozoa; Scleractinia; Poritidae
Source: the annotation of a GenBank genome assembly